Peromyscus eremicus (cactus mouse) is the source of this 450-nucleotide messenger RNA. It is a transcript of the gene Defb115, whose product is annotated as defensin beta 115. The transcript has 3 exons. NCBI's taxonomy places the organism in Eukaryota, Metazoa, Chordata, Mammalia, Rodentia, Cricetidae. The coding region runs from base 64 to 330 and encodes 88 amino acids. Gene Ontology annotation, biological process: innate immune response. The record is from RefSeq and is a predicted model, not a curated record. Gene Ontology annotation, cellular component: extracellular region.
UGACUAGGCCCUACCUCGGUCAUUAAAAGCCAAAGCCUUCGGAGUUUCCCCAGCACAUUCAGCAUGCUGCGGACUGGCUCCUCACCCCUCUCAGGACACAUUAAGCUCUGCUUCCUGACCUUAGCUGUCUUUAUAAUCCUGGCUCAGACUUCCCCAGAGGGAUGGCUCAAAACGUGCUUUUAUGGACUGGGCAAAUGCAGACGUGAAUGCAGGUCAAAUGAGAAGAAGAAAGAGAUAUGUGGGGAUGUCACAGUUUGCUGUCUUCACAUAUCAAAGUCAAAACUAUCCAACAUACCUCUGACCAACCAGAAAAAGAAUGAGUCUUGUUAAGAUCCAGGAAGAUCCUAGGCAUCAGCAAGCCAAGGAGAGAUGCUGAAGAAAACCAGCUCUACUGAUAUUUGGACUUUGUCCCCAGAAUUGUAAGAAAAUAAACUUCUGUUGUUCAAGUCA